AUGCCCGUGGCAUUAGAGCUUUAUGUCCCGAACUCCACAGCCUACAGAAGGGAUCGUGAAGAUUCCAGCGGCGACGGAGUAGUCAUUCUCGUUAAGAAUUCUAUACACACCACAUCUCAUGAACUCUCCCAUACUAUCCGUUCUCUGAAAAAGAGGAAAGCCCCUGGCGCUGACGAAAUUCAAAACGGAGUCCUCAAAGUCUUGCCGCCAAGGCACAUAACCGCACUGUGCAACGUCACAAACACCAUCAUGCGGCUUCAGUACUUCCUUUUGGCUAAAACGGGGAUUGGCGAUUGGUGUCACGUACCUUCGGAGUCUAAUCCAGCUGAUGCUUUGUCUAGAGGUCAACUACCGGAAGAGUUUCUGCGCAACGAAACGUGGAGUGAAGGUCCUUCGUGGUUAAGGAAAAAGGAGGAUGCAUGGCCCAAGACAGUCAUAUCAGUGACAGAUGUUUUACCAGAGACGAGGAAAAUAAGUUGGUUUGUUACUGGAAAUGCAGAUUUUCUUCAUGAUUUCUCGUCAUUUACCAGGUUGAAACGAGUUGUGGCAUACUGUUUGCGUAUGAGACCCGGAACCAAUCGCAGCGGCGGUUUACGACCUGACGAAUUGGCUUACGCUGAGAAGACCAUACUGAAGUUCGUACAAACGUCAUUAUCAAGCGAGAAGGUAGACGAAAUCACAAAAAGGAAGCCUGGGAAACCAAUACACAAACGGUUACUGGCCCUUAAUCCCUUUGUCGAUCAUGAAGGAAUAAUGCGUGUAGGAGGUCGCCUGAAAAAUGCAAAUAUUUCCUAUGCGCAGCAGCAUCCAAUAUUAUUACCUCGGUCGCACCAUGUGACUGAUCUCAUAAUUCGAGAUUAUCACACUUACAACUUUCACGCUGGUAUCCAGACAACUCUGUACAUGAUGCGACAAAAAUAUUGGGUUCUAGAUGGACGCAAUCAAGUCCGUAAAAUUAUAAGAUCAUGUGUUCGUUGCUUCCGAGCGAACCCGCCAGACACAAAAUAUGUCAUGGGAGAUCUUCCAGGAGUUAGAGUUACACAAGCCCGACCGUUUGCCAACGUUGGCGUUGAUUAUUGCGGUCCAUUCCUGAUAAAGCAGAAGAAGCAUCGAAACACAACCUUCGUAAAAUCAUAUGUGGCGGUCUUUGUCUGCUUAGCCGUAAAGGCCGUACAUUUAGAGGUCGUUAGUGAUUUGACCACCGAAGGUUUCAUCGCUGCCCUAAGACGAUUCAUUGCCCGUCGGGGAAAGCCUAUAUCUAUCCACUCUGACAAUGGCACAAACUUCAUUGGCGCUCGGAAUGAGUUAAAGGAACUUUACAAUCUGUUCCAAACAUCCGCGCAUCAAGAAAGAACGGCGAGGUUUCUCAGCGAUCAGGGUAUUAAUUGGCAGUUCAUACCCCCAUUAUCUCCCCAUUUCGGCGGUUUAUGGGAGGCUACUGUCAAAUCGUUUAAACAUCACUUAAAACGCGUGGUUACUGGCCCAAUCUUCACAUUUGAAGAAUUUAAUACUCUAACUAUCGACAUCGAAGCCAUUAUAAAUUCUCGACCGCUUUGUCCCAUGUCCAAUGAUCCUAAUGACCUUCUGGUCCUUACCCCAGGUCAUUUCCUUAUCGGCGACAUUUUAACGAGCUUGCCGGAAGGCGAUUACUCACACAUCCCAACUAAUCGCUUGUCCAGAUGGCAACACAUCCAGAAGGUCCGCCAAGACUUCUGGGCACGUUGGCAUAAAGAAUAUCUCAAUGAACUGAACAUCCGUCACAAGUGGUCUACUGGUCAUCACUCCAUCAAAGAUGGCACCAUUGUUUUAAUCAAAGAAAACAAUGUCCCAUCUAUGCAUUGGACAGUCGGAAGAGUUGUGAAGACGUAUCCUGGUGCUGACGGGAUUGUUCGAACUGUUUCUGUGAAGACUGCGACAAAAAAUUUCAGUCAAAUAGCACACCCCCUGCACACGACCACGCACAAGGACCCCGGGUUUGUGUGGGAAGACGAACAAGAAAAUCCAUUCCAAGCCCUAAAGAAAAAACUCUGCACCGCACCCGUUUUGGCACAUUACAACCCUAGAAAGGGUUGCGAACUCCGAUUCGAUGGAUGUCAAAUUAGAAUAGGGGCAGGAAACAUAGCCCAAGACAAAUAUCAGGAACGGGCUUACAUCAAUGCAAACCUUAUCAUAACAAGCUCUGUUACAUACCCCGAUUUUCCGCUGAUUCUAUACAGGGACCUAAAUGCGCGAAGAAAUUAUAUGAAGGAACAACCGUAG
Molecule: messenger RNA, 2259 nt
Organism: Agrilus planipennis (emerald ash borer)
Lineage: Eukaryota; Metazoa; Arthropoda; Insecta; Coleoptera; Buprestidae
Exons: 6
Coding region: 1-2259 (752 amino acids)
Biological process (GO): DNA integration
Molecular function (GO): nucleic acid binding
Source: RefSeq, a predicted model, not a curated record